AGCUUGGCUUCCCCAACGUGCCACAGUUAAAUGCUCCAAGCUGACAGAGGAGCAGGGCAGUGUGGUACCGAGCAGGCCCAGGCAGGGAGGCAGGACCAAACCAUGGCUGGCAAGAAGGUCUGCAUCGUGGGCUCGGGGAACUGGGGCUCAGCUAUUGCCAAGAUCGUGGGUAGCAAUGCCGUCCAACUGGCACAGUUUGACCCUCGGGUCACUAUGUGGGUGUUUGAGGAGGAAGUUUCGGGCCAAAAGCUAACAGAGAUCAUCAACACGAAGCAUGAAAAUGUCAAGUACCUGCCUGGGCACAAGCUGCCCCCCAAUGUGGUGGCCGUGCCAGAUGUCGUCCAGGCAGCGGCACAGGCGGACAUCCUCGUUUUCGUGGUGCCCCACCAGUUCAUCGGCAAAAUCUGUGACCAGCUGAAGGGUCACCUGAAGGCAAAUGCCAUUGGGGUGUCUCUUAUCAAGGGUGUAGAUGAAGGGCCUGAUGGCCUGAAGUUGAUCUCCGAGGUGAUUCAGGAACGACUGGGCAUCCCCAUUAGUGUGCUGAUGGGGGCCAAUAUUGCCAAUGAGGUGGCUGAGGAGAAGUUCUGUGAAACCACCAUUGGCUGCAAGGACCUGGCCCACGGCCAGCUGCUGAAGGGGCUGUUGCAAACACCAAAUUUCCGAAUCACUGUGGUGCAAGAAGUGGAAACAGUGGAGAUCUGUGGGGCCCUCAAGAAUGUGGUUGCCGUUGGAGCCGGCUUCUGCGACGGCCUGGGCUUUGGUGACAACACAAAGGCCGCCGUGAUCCGGCUAGGACUCAUGGAAAUGAUCGCAUUCUCCAAGCUCUUCUGCAAGGGCCCAGUCUCCUCGGCUACCUUCCUGGAGAGCUGUGGGGUUGCUGACCUCAUUACCACCUGCUAUGGGGGGCGGAACCGAAAAGUGGCUGAAGCCUUUGCCCGAACUGGAAAGUCUAUUGAACAACUGGAAAAAGAGUUGCUGAAUGGGCAGAAGCUUCAGGGGCCCCCGACAGCUCGCGAGCUGCACAGUAUUCUGAAGCACAAAGGUCUCUUGGACAAGUUCCCCUUGUUUAUGGCGGUGUACCAGGUGUGCUAUGAGGGUCACCCGGUCCAGGAAUUCAUCCGCUGCCUCCAGAACCACCCAGAACACAUGUGAGCAGUGCCGGGGCUGGCUGACCCAACGUCCCCAGCUUCUUGAACCCGAGUCCAGGGCAGGAGGAGGCUCUGGGGCAUCCUGGGCCCCGAGAACUUUUCCAACACUUCAGGGUCACUCACCCUCAGCUCAGCCCUUUCAUUGCCUGGGGUGCAUGAAGCCUUGGGGCUUGAGGACCCACGGAAACCUCCCAACUGGAGGCCAACGCAGACCCAAGCAGUUACCUCAUCUCAGCUCUGGGGGUCCUGAGUUCUUCCCCUCCAGCCAGCUCUUCUCUUUACUUUCUCUUCGGGGAAGGGGGAAACAAACCUCAGUGCUCUCUGGCUAAAAGGGGGCCAGAAUGGCCUACAAAGAUGAUGGGCACUGUCCUGUGUCAGUGGAUUCCAGUGUUUGUAACAAAAUACAAAGAUCUCAACUCCCCUCCA
This is a messenger RNA of Dromiciops gliroides (monito del monte), 1574 nucleotides long. RefSeq names its product glycerol-3-phosphate dehydrogenase 1 (gene GPD1). Gene Ontology annotation, biological process: glycerol-3-phosphate catabolic process; carbohydrate metabolic process. Gene Ontology annotation, cellular component: glycerol-3-phosphate dehydrogenase (FAD) complex; cytosol. Gene Ontology annotation, molecular function: glycerol-3-phosphate dehydrogenase [NAD(P)+] activity; NAD binding; protein homodimerization activity. The transcript has 8 exons. The coding region runs from base 31 to 1152 and encodes 373 amino acids. NCBI's taxonomy places the organism in Eukaryota, Metazoa, Chordata, Mammalia, Microbiotheria, Microbiotheriidae. The record is from RefSeq and is a predicted model, not a curated record.